AACGGUUAAUCAAAUGUUUGCUGUUCUUUUACAGUAGUGUUGAGAGACUUAAGCUGAGAAGAAUGGAAGUCUUGCUAUUGGAGAUUGAAGAUCCAGGUUGCUUUUGGGUUACUAUGAAAGGAUGUGAGCCUUACAUAGUCGAUGAAAUAGAAUAUAAAAACCUGAAUGCUGAAAUGAAUCAGUUCUAUGACAAAUCUUAUAAAGAUGUGGAUGAAGUAAAACCACCAACAGUAGAAGAAGGCCAGAUUUGUGUGGUUUUCAGUGAGGAACUCAAAUGUUGGUGUAGAGCGCUUAUAAAGUCAAUCAUGUACUGUACAGAUCAUUAUCAAACAGAAUGUUUUCUUGUGGAUUAUGCCAAAUACAUUUUUGUUAAAUCAAAAGACAUUCGAGUUGCACUGGAAGCAUUUAUGCGGAUCCCAUAUAGAGCAAAAAAGUGUAGACUGUUUCGCACAAAACCGGUGACGUUGCGUAUCGACUUUUGUGAAGAUACGGCAAAAAUAGUACCAGCCAGAAGAUGGGAUAGUGCUGCUACUCGGUAUUUUCAAAACCUUCUCAAAGCAACUACCCAAAUGAAAGCCAAGUUAUGUGCUGUAGAAGGUAACACAUUUGAUGUUUUUCUUUAUGUGACAAUAAAAGAUGAAAAGGUAUGCGUUAAUGAUGAUCUUGUCUCAAAGAACUUUGCUCGUUUUGAGGAAGCUAAAGAGAAUACAGGGAGUUGUGCAGAUUAUCAGGAGAACCAAACAUCAUUAAAUGCUGAGUCUCUUCCAAUGGAAAUUGUUAAUCCUGCGCAUGCUUUCAGGCCAGUGCUGUUUCAGGAGAAGAUACCAACAAAUCUUGAAACAGGUCUUGCAGUUUCCAGUUCCUUUCUUGAAGAGACAUACAAAAGAUCAAGCACAGAUCUAAAUGAAAGUACUGCAUCUAUUGUCAAAGCAAUUCCAAUUUUACCUUUCAAGGAAAAUACAGCAGUUUGCCCAGACAGGCUUCAGCAGUUCUUAAAUUCUCAUCCUCUGAAGACACACAUAAUUGAAGAUGACCAACAGAGUUUUCAAAAUCUUAGUGAAGAAAGAAACAUUGUCUGUCUUAGCAACAAAAUUGAGCCAUCGCCAAUUCUGGAAACAGCACCACUUUUUGAUGGUCUGAAAAAGGAACUUACUCGGAAAAAAUUCUUAGGCCCUAACUUCACAGAAUCUUACUGUUGGCCUCCAGUAGCUCGAGGAUGUGAUGUAGUUGCCAUAUCGUAUCAGGGAGAUGAUCCUUUCUUAUAUAUUCCACCAGUUCUUACGUUUUUGCAGUCGGGAAGUUGCUACAAAGCCUUGCCAAACAGGAAUGGACCGCUAGCACUUAUUUUAUGUCCUGGGUGGAAGAAGGCACAUCUUGUUUUUGAGCUACUGAAAACAUACGAGAGAUGUUCCAGACAGCUUCAUCCAAUGCUGAUAAUACUGGGGCAGAACAAAGAAGAAGCUAGAAGUGUGAAAAUACGAGGAUGCCAAGUCAUCGUGACUACACCGUAUAGUCUCCUGAGACUGUUUGAACAUCACAGUUUAUUAUUUUGUAGACUUUGCCAUCUUGUUCUUGAUGAGAUUGAGGUACUGUUCUCUGAUGCUAUUGAACAGGUUUUUACUAUAUUAGAUUGUUACAAGAAAGCCAUUAUUACUGAAGGGUGGGAGUAUUCACCACAUCAGAUCAUUGCUGUUGGAACUCGUUGGAAUAAACAUAUGCCACGCCUGAUAAAGGAGUUCAUGAAUGAUCCUUACAUUGUGAUAACAGCUAUGGAAGAAGCUUCCAUCUAUGGAAAUGUGCAACAGGUCGUGCAACCUUGCAUGAACAGUGAGAGAACUGCUGUGUUACUUAAAAUACUGGAUUUUACCCACAAUAAUCUUCAGAAGGUGCUGGUAUUCACUAAUUCAGUAAAUGAAGUAGAAAUGAUUCAUAAGGUACUGAAGAGCAACUCAAUAUUUUCCUUGAAAAUACAUGAAAAGAGUGAGUGUAGUUUCAAGUAUAUCAUAGAGCAAUGGACAAAAAAGUAUAGUUCUGGCACUCAUGUUGUCUUAGUUUUAACAGAUGACUGCAUGCAGUCUUUGAGAAUUACAGAUGCAACUUGCGUGAUACAUUUCAGUUUUCCUUCUCCAAGAAUCUUUGGUCAACGUCUACACACCAUGUCUGACAACUUCUGUAAUGUGAUGAAGGAUUCUUCUGUAGAUCAGCAACAUACAAAGGCAAGGUCAAUCAUUCUGCUAACAGAAAACAACAAUGCAUGUCAUGCACUUGGGAUCCUGCACUAUUUGCAGCAUGCAGAAGCUGAAAUUCCACCAGAACUGCAUGAUUUUAUGGCCAAGAUGCUAGAAGCUGAGGAAGAUAAGAAAUUUUCAAGGCCACUGUGUGCCUAUCUUAAAACGUUUGGGACUUGCAAGAGUAGAACAGCGUGUCCAGAUCGUCAUCAAAUUAAUCUACAAAUAGAUGUGUGCCAGAAUAUACCAGAUAAAAUUAUACAAAUGCCUGGAUGUGUGACAAUACUGCCUCUCCACAUUGUAAAUGCAACAAACUACUUUGGUCGAAUAGUAGAUAAACAAAAGGACCAAUAUACAAUUCUUGCUGAAGAAAUUAAUGAGUAUUUUAAGAAACCUAGUAAUAAAACUACUGUUAAAAACGUGGAGAAGCUGGCGUUUUAUGGAUUAUGUGAGAAAACACUUUUUCACAGGGUUCAGGUACUAGAGAUUUCCCCAAAAGAGGAGGAAAAUUUGUUCUUUAACGUCAAAAUUAAAUACAUAGACGAAGGCAGAACAAGUCAAGUUCAGAGCUAUCAGCUGCUUCACUUACCUGCAAAGUUUCAAUGUCUGCCACCUCAGGCUGUGGAAUUUGUAGUUUGUAGAGUGAAACCCAUUGAUAAUGAAAUUGAAUGGAACCCAAAGGUAACUCAUUAUAUUCAUCACAAAAUUAAAGGAAAACUACAUGAAGCAAAAAUAGUACAUACCUUGGGAAAUACAGCUUGGGUUGACCCAAUGGUCCGGGUUACCAGGCUUUCAGAUUUGAAGAUGUCGGUCAAUGAAUACAACGUUCGAUCUGAGAUUUUGUCUACGGGUCUGGGAACUGAUAAUCCAGAACAUAUAACACAACUUCAGAAGUUGUGCGGACACAUAAAAGUGUUAGAUGAUGUAAAGAACUUGGAGCCUUUAAGCAUAAAGGAGGAUACAGCUGGUCCAAAGAAUGUGUCCAAUCCACAGAGUAUGUCAAUACAAGAAAAUUCUACUGAAAACUGUAAUUCUUCUAAAAUUACUUUUGGGGAUCAUCAGUGUGAUGGUGGUGUAGCUCAAACUAAGGAAACAGAAGACUCUACCCUGCAUCAGCAUAAAUGCUUUUAUCCAGAAAUAAAGUGGUUUCAAAAUGAAGAGACUGUUACCGUGAAGGUAAAAAUAGCAAGUGUAGCUGACUGUAAAUGUGAGUUCUCUAAAGAGAAGGUGGUUUUCAGUGCUUGUUCAGGAGACAAACUUUAUUUGGCUGACAUGGAGCUGCAUCAAUAUAUACUUGCAGAAAAGUCUACAUGUGUGAUUAAGGAUAAAGAGGCUAUUAUUGUUCUUGUAAAAGAGAAAAAAGGAGCAUGGUGCAAAUUACUGAAGAACAAGAAUCCUCACGUCUCUCUUGAUUUUGAACACUGGGAAGAUUUUGAAGAUAAAAACCCUUUUCCAGUUGGUACUAAAAAACUGUAUUGCCCUGCUGCAGUAACGGAAGAAUUGGUUGAGUCCUCAGAAGACAGUGAAACAGAAAGUGAUGAGUAAUUUGUAGACAGAUCUUUUUCCUCUGAUAAGAAUUAUGCUUCAAAAUAGUGUCUCUUGCAUGAGUGUUUUCCACUAAAAUUGAUGAAACUAAACACGUAGGUUGCAGAACUGUCCUUAAUUUUAGGAGGAAAAUAGUGAACCAACUCCUUAGCUUUGGGCUCUGACAAUCUGAAGAAAUCCUCCAUAGAAGAACAUUGUGUAUGUUUUCCAGUGCCUUCACUUUAAAAUUGUUGGCUUUAAUGAUGAUGUGCAUAUAUGUAUGUCUGCUGUCCAAACACAUCUAAAGGUUUAAACUUGUGUUAUGAAGCAGUUGAAUUCAUUAGUGAUUACAGAGCUUCUAGUUUACUUUAUCUGAGUGAAUUUGCUGUGUUAGCAAUGGUUAGUAAUUUUUGAAGUUUCACAAAUCCUGAUGAUCUGUCGAUUGUUUCUACCAUAACCUUCGCAUUCACACAGUAUCAGUUUGUUGGCAAUCAUGACGUUUGUCAGUUCUGCAUCAAGAAAUGAUGCCUCAACUCCAGUGGCAAUUUUUUGCACUAGAUUGGGAACAUGUUGACUUGGUAUGAAAUACUGUACAGUGCAGCUCACUGUAGUAACUAACUGCUGUACAGCUUUUGUGGAACGAGCACUGUGAUAGUAGAUUUGGUAUUUGUUUUCAGUUUGACGUUUUCACUUUUCAUGAAUGCUCUUAUUUCAUUCCCUCUUAUUUCAUGUAUCUAAAACUUUUCUUGUUUGCAAAUGAACAAUAAAAUUUUGCCUGUUUAGCACUAAGGCUUUGCC
This is a messenger RNA of Harpia harpyja (harpy eagle), 4550 nucleotides long. It is a transcript of the gene TDRD12, whose product is annotated as tudor domain containing 12. Gene Ontology annotation, biological process: transposable element silencing; germ-line stem cell division. The record is from RefSeq and is a predicted model, not a curated record. The transcript has 30 exons. The coding region runs from base 63 to 3773 and encodes 1236 amino acids. Lineage: Eukaryota; Metazoa; Chordata; Aves; Accipitriformes; Accipitridae. Gene Ontology annotation, molecular function: ATP binding; nucleic acid binding; metal ion binding.